Messenger RNA from Salpingoeca rosetta, 2222 nucleotides. RefSeq lists its product as uncharacterized. Lineage: Eukaryota; Choanoflagellata; Craspedida; Salpingoecidae. The record is from RefSeq and is a predicted model, not a curated record. Gene Ontology annotation, molecular function: protein binding. The transcript is spliced from 2 exons. Bases 1 to 2181 code for a protein of 726 amino acids.
AUGGGCGUGGGUGCCAGUCGGGAUCGCACGUCGUACGCGUCUCUUGAGCACGAUGGAAACGGCUACUUGACGACUGGCGUUGACAUCAGGGUGAUCAACUUGCUCUUGGAAGAAGUGCAGGCCCUCAAGGUCAAAGAUCAGCAGCAGGAGAAAACCGGGGAUGAGGCAUCGAAGAAGGCAUCGAAGAAGGCGUGGACAACGGCAGACGUGUGCCAGCAUGUGGUUGUUCCCGCCACAUUCGCAAGCGAUUGCUCUUUCGCGCAGCUCAUCACGCGCGCAGUGACGCAAGCGGAUGCGUCACGUGGCACACGAAGCAAGGAGGUCACCGCGGAUAACGACGGCGACAGGGAUGUCGCUGACGAGGACGCCCACACCCACACACCUACAUCAUCGCAGUCAGACGAGCCACCAUCACACACCACUCCUGCCAUUCGAAGCGACACGGACAAGCAGCGCACCGCAGCUUCUUACGCGGACGCCUCGGCCCGUAUCAGAGCGAAGCUCCGACGCCUGCACGACACCAACAACACGCAGCAACAGCAAGGGCAAGGUGCUCGAUCGCUGGUUGGGCGUGCCACCGUGUUCAUCUCGCACGCUUGGCGCUUCCCGUUUGAGGAAGUGGCCAGCGUCAUGCAGGAUAUGGCAGCAGAGGACCCAGCGACCUACUUCUGGUUCGACCUCGUGUGCAACAACCAGGUGUCGACCACGGCGCUGCCGCACGACUUCUGGAGCAACACGUUCUCCUCCGCCAUUGAUGACAUUGGUCGCGUCGCCGUGAUCUUCUCCCCGUGGUACGACCCCGUGCCUCUGCAGCGGUCGUGGUGCCUGUGGGAAAUCAACUGCGGUAUGCAGACGGCGGCGUUUGAGGUGCGCGUGCCACGCGCCCAACAGGCGCUCAUGCACGAGGGAAUUCUGACAGACUUCUCUGCGCUGCCAACAGCGCUCGCUCGCAUCGACGCAGAGAAGGCCGAGGCGACCAAGCAGAGCGACGCAACCAUGAUUGCCGGCACGAUCCGCCGCGGCAUGGGCUUUUCCGCCUUCAACUACGCCGUGAAGGAGAAGCUCAGGCAGUGGUAUCUUGACGCGGCAGAGGCUGCGCUCCCAAGUCACCCUGAUCAGCAGUCGCUCGCGUAUGCGCACGUGUGCUUGCAGGUUGCUGUCGUGCAGGGCCAGUUUGACCGCAUCGACGCCGCAAUUGCCAAUGUGCGGCGCGCACUGGACAUCUACGAUGCCAAGCUCUCGCCGUCAGACACCAAGGUCAUCAGCGCACUCAACAACCACGCUGGCCUGCUGCUGGCACAGCACAAGGCGCGUGAGGCGCAGGCUGUGCUCGACCAGGCGUGGGACCGUAUGCGCACCCUCGAGUCCAGCAGCAGCAGCAGCAAUGACGAGAACAGUGGCGAUGACGGCAGCAACAACAACCACAGCAACAACCACAGCAGCAACAGCAACAGCAGCAACAGCAACAGCAACAAUUACGACGAGAGUGAUGACAGCAACAACAGUGGAAAUGAUGAUAGCUGCGAUGGCAAGAAUGCCGACGCCGAGCAAGUGCUGUUGCUGCGGGCAGCGCUGCUGAACAACGCGGGGAAAGUACUCGACAGCAAGGGCGAUCACGACGCAGCAGUCGACAUGCACAAGGAGGCCAUGGCGGCCUUGAAGCGCGUGCACGGGCCGGAGAGCGUGCAGGUUGCAACGUCGCUCAACAACAUCGGCACCUCCCUUCACGGUGCGCGGCGGCUUGAAGAGGCGGCGGCCACGCACAGGGAAGCGCUUGCGCUGCGCGUGAAGCUGCUCGGUGGCCGCCACGUCGACGCAGCCAACAGCCACGAGCGCCUGGCAGAUGUGCUGGCAGAGCUUGCGGAGGACAGCGAUGCAACGCGGCACUACAACGAGGCGCUGAGCAUCAAGGAGGAGAACUUGGGCAAGGGCCACCCGGAUGUUGCGAGGUUGCAGACGUCGCUCAAGCACAUGAAGCAGAAGCGCGAGCGCAGUACUGGAACUGCUGUGGUGGCGGAGGCGCAGCCUGAGCAGCCACCUCUGCCAGUGGCAGGCAGGCAGCGCCACGCAAUACCGCAGCAAAUGCUGUUCACGAGUGACUUGAGACGUGAUGUGCCAACACAGUUGGCAAUGCCGCAGCAAAUGCUCUACACCAACGUCAUCUGGAAGAACCCAACCUGAACCCUUGUGUGUGUACCUGUGUGUGUGUGUGUGUGUGUGUG